AAAAUGUCGGUCCUAAUCGAGGGCGCCCCCUGCACCAUGGAAGUGGACUCGGGUUCCUCCAUCUCCAUCAUUUCGGAGGAAACCCUCAAGAAACUAUGCCCCCACCGCCGCCUUCAAACGAGGCCAGCGGACUUCGUACUGAGGGACUUUCAGAAGAACCCAGUACACAUCGUGGGGUGGGCCCGGGUGCAUGUGGAAAGAAGGGGUUUCAGAGGGCCCCUGGACAUCCUAGUGGUCAAGCGCCAACUGACCACACUUCUAGGGUUGGCUUGGUUCAAUCCCCUGGGGAUCCAGCUGGUGGGGGUGGACCACUUGCAGGCAAGCAAUUUCGACGGGGUCUGCCGAGAGUUCCCCGAGGUCUUUGAUGGGUCCUUGGGGAGCUACAAGGGUCCGCCCAUCACCCUACCGAUUGACCCAAUGGUCAGGCCCAUAAGGCUUAAAGCGAGGCGCGUCCCGUUCGCCCUUAAGCCGAAAAUAGAGGCAGAACUGGACCGCCUAACGGCCCAGGGCGUCCUAGAACCGGUAACAUACGCGGAAUGGGAAACCCCCAUAGUAACGCCCGUCAAACCCAAUGGGGAGGUGAGGAUCUGCGCUGACUACAAGUGCACGAUCAAUAAGGCGCUACAAGACAACCCCUACCCAGUCCCGGUGGUCAGCCACGUCCUAGCAGCGCUAGCCGGGGCGAAGGUUUUUGGGAAGCUGGACUUAGCACAAGCAUACCAGCAACUGCCGGUCGACGCUAAGACAGCGGAGGCGCAGACGAUCGUGACCCACAGGGGCGCGUUCAGGGUUAAACGGCUGCAGUUCGGGGUCAGUGUGGCUCCGGGGAUAUUCCAGAGCAUAAUGGACUCUCUCCUUAAAGGGAUCCCCGGAGUUCAACCCUUCUUUGACGACGUUUUAAUCGCCGCCCCCAAUGAAGGAGAGUUCUGCUGCCGCCUGCGCGAGGUCCUCAGGCGGUUCCAAGCGGCGGGGCUGAGAGUCAAAAAGGAGAAAUGUGUGUUAGGGGUCCCGCGAGUGGAGUUCCUGGGGUUCGCCGUGGACGCGGCGGGGAUACACCCGACGGCGGACAAGACCAGGGCCAUAGUCCAGGCUCCUGCGCCCAAAUGCAAGGCAGAACUACAGAGUUUUUUAGGAUUGUUGAACUUUUAUCACACGUUCCUACCGCACAAAGCCGCCGUAGACCUCUUGGUCUCUAACGCGGUACUUCACCACUACGACGAAAACCUACCCCUGAUCCUAGCUUGCGACGCCUCCCCCUACGGAGUAGGAGCGGUUUUGGGGCACCAACUCCCGGACGGGAGGGAAGUGCCAGUCGCGUACUAUUCACGGACUCUAUCUCCAGCGGAGCGGAACUACGCUCAAAUUGACAAGGAGGCCUUGGCGAUCGUGGCGGGGGUGCACAAGUUCAACGACUACCUCUACGGUAGGCGUUUCACCAUCGCCACGGACCACAAGCCGCUCCUGGGCCUCCUAGCUCCAGACCGUCAGACCCCCCAAAUCCUAUCCCAGAGGGUCCUGAGGUGGAACCAGUUCCUGAACUCCUACACGUAUGAACUGGUCCACCGCCCGGGUAAAGCCAUGGGACACGCCGAUGCCCUCAGCCGCCUGCCGCUCCCCAUGACAGAACCGGAUCCCGCCCCUGCACAUGGGGUAAUGCUCAUUGAAUCGCUCCCCGAGCGCCCCCUGCACGCGGCGGAGGUGGCUCGGGCAACAGGCAGGGACCGCAUCCUGGCACGGGUCAGGGACUGGGUGGGGAGGGGGUGGCCAUCAGGCAAAGUCGAAGACGCGUUCAGGCCAUUCGCGUCCAGGAAGGACGAGCUAUCAACCCACAAGGGGUGUGUGCUUUGGGGCAGCCGGGUGGUGGUUCCCCCCUUGCGCAAGCAGGUGCUGGAAGACCUCCACGAGACCCACCCGGGCAUCGUGAGGAUGAAAGCCCUGGCCCGUAGUUAUGUGUGGUGGCCGGGCAUGGAUGAGGAGAUAGAGGACCCGGUAUACGCGAAGAACUUCGCAAGCGGUCCCGAGUGGGUCGCGGGGAGAGUCCUUAGGGUGACAGGUUCCAGGUCAUACGAGGUGACCACCGAGGGGGGCCAGGUACUAAGGCGGCACAUAAACAAGCUUGUGGUUCUCUCACCUAUCCAUGAACGCCUUGCCUCCUUGCCCCAGAAGAGACAAAAGGCUCCCUUGUACAAGUUAUUAAGAAAGCAAAAAAAGGCAUUAGAAAUCAGUACGACAGUACAAAGAGAAACAAAAGCUUUACAAAAAGAAAAUGCUGAACCAAGGGAACAGGCAUCUCUCCUAGAGCAUGAUGUUAAAGCUGCAAACCUCAAAUUUAGAGGGCUGAGGGAGGGUGCAGAAGAGAACAAUGACAUGGCUACUUUCAAGGCACACUGGCUAGCCACAGCCUUGAAACUAGAGGAUGACGUUUGUCCAAAUAUCACUGCAGCAUACCGGGCAGGAAAACGUCUGCCUAAAAGCGCCCAAUCUCCUAAUCAUCUGCCUAGGGACAUCAUAGCCACGUUCUUGGAUGACAGCAUCUGGAAGCCAGAGUAA
Molecule: messenger RNA, 2550 nt
Organism: Heteronotia binoei (common prickly gecko)
Lineage: Eukaryota; Metazoa; Chordata; Lepidosauria; Squamata; Gekkonidae
Source: RefSeq, a predicted model, not a curated record